UAUAGAUAAUUUUACGCAGAACUACAGAAGUUUCCUAAUUAGUGCGCAAUGAUGAUGGUUUUGGCCGCCCGACGUGCAAGUCUGUAAGGCAUGUCAGGGCAUGUCCAAAUUGGAUGAAGUGGCACUGCCUAUCGAUAGCGUGCUAAAGUAUAGGAUCGUGAAAACGAUUUAAAAAAGUGUGUUUAAGUAUCUUCGUAAACCGUAUGGAUCAAGGAGUUACAUUGCUGUCAUGGAUUGUUCUGAAACCCAGUACUACUUGAAUGGGAACUGCCACCCAUGUCUGCAAUGUGGACCAGGACAAGAGCUGUCAGAGGACUGUGGUUAUGGAAGUGGACGGUCGGCUUAUUGCAUCCCCUGUAAUGUCAAGACUUAUAAAGAGGGUCGGGGUUACCACUUCUGCAGAUUCUGCCAGUCAUGUAAACGCAUAAACAGGCACCAGAAGUCACUGUGCACCUCUAAAAGCAAUGCAGUCUGUGGGGAGUGUUUACCAGGCUUUUACAGUAAGACACGGAUAGAUGGCUUGCAGGACUUGGAGUGCAUGCCAUGUGGUCCCUCCUCCACUACUGAGCAGCAGUGCAGCCGAAGCAGAGAAGUUGAUGUGGAAAAGGUCUGGAGCCCAGAAGGCCCAGCCCAUAAUGCUGCUGUUAACGCCACAAUUUCUGUAGCCCUGGUUACCAUGGCAAUCAUCCUAGCUGCUGCCUUGUUUAUAUACUUCAGACAUACCUUACUAAAGAAAAUAUUUAAAGGAUGCCUGGCUCCUCAAAGCACAAGUCAGAAUGACAUGGAGUGUGCAGCAUACCCAGUGAACAGGGUCACACUGAACCUGGAGCAGGAAGGCCAAGACUCAGGUGCAUGUGAUAACUCUACCACCACUGCAGAAACAUUGGCCAGACUGCAGUCCAAAGUGGACAUAAUUGUCCCUCUGGGGUCCAUUGUACUAAGCCCUGACCUUAAAACUCAGGACCACAGAUACCUCCUGGUGACCCAGCCGCUGGUGCAGAACUCCACCUGCAGUAACUGCUCAUCUGGGUUUGUCUGUCAGAUAUCCUCUGAGCCGCCCUCAGUCAGUGGGGACGUCCCACUCACAAUGGAGAUCCCUGUGGGUCCAAUAGACAGUGGGGAGUAUGUCGCAGGGUCCCUGUUCCUGCAGAGCAGUGAGGGAUACUGUGCCUCUGAGCUGCAGGAGAGCCCUCUCCAUCAGCAUGUCCCAGUGGAGUGCACUGAGCUAGACUUCCACAGCACUGCAGUCUCAACACUGGACCUCGACAGUACUACAGACCCAGACUGUAGCUCUGUGAGCCUGGGGAUUACUGAAAUAUCUGAGAUUAGGGACGGCUCAUCCGGAGACAGGUUAGGAGGAAGACAACUGAGGAGGAGUCCAUCUGACUGCCCAGAGGAGCAAACUGACAGCUGUUGGAGCAGCCGUCAACAACCCUGCAACAGAAGUCUGGGAGGCAGUAAUGCGAUGGAAACCGUGAGCCUGCUGAAGAAGUGUAUCCGAAUCAUGCAAGGUGUCCGUCUAGGCAGGCUGCCGCAGGCCUUGGUGGAUUCUCUGGCUCUGAAGCUGGACCCAACGUUCCCAGGAGUACAGAACUACCAGCAGGUGGCGCUGAAGAUGGGCAUAUCUCACGAGUUGCUGAAAGACCUGCGCGGGUUUGAUCAGGUCUUUCGGUACCUUUCCUCCUGCACUCUGCUGACGGUACCUGAACUGCUCCACACCUUCUAUCUCCUGCAAAGGCCUGACACCCUGCUCCUGCUAUGUGAAUAUGCCCUGCAGCGCUAUGCCACAGGAUGAACAUGCUAACUGUUGAUGCUAACAACACUUCUGCCAACACAACCUAGAAGGCUGACAUCAACAGGUUAUAAUAUGAUCAGUAUGCGUACUACUGAACUAGAACCUACCUGGAACAACAUAACUGCUCAAACUCAUAUGUGGAUGUGUAAACAUUUAGGGGUUCACAGCAAAGCUGUAAAACCUAUUGUUAGUAUUAGAUUAUUUGUUUUCCUUGACAUGGUCAAAUAACACAUUGGAAACUUUUUUCAAAUUUUACACACAGAAACUAGAGACCUGAAUAACUUGGUCAAAUAUAAUGGCACUGAUUGACCUAUAUGUGGCACUGUUAUAAGCAGUCUCACUUAAACCCUCAUAUCCGCCGCCUCAUUUGACCUAGAGACUUGAAACGUUGUAUCUAGGUGUUGUUCCCCAUACUGAACAAAUUUGCCUCAAGUACCCAUAAGGUCUGUCGGGACAGAUUUUCCUCCAUCUUGGACAUUUUGGAAAACCUUUGAAAAAUUUCUCAUGAACCAUAGGUAACUUCUUCUCAUGAAAUUCGGUAUGUAGGCGCAUGGUACAUUUCAUAACUUAGUUUGAGAAAAGCUAAGCGAUUGGUUAAGAGAUGGCUGAGUUAUUGAUAAAUCAGGAAAACCGAUUUUACGUGUCCAUUUAAAUCCUUUGUAAAUCCACCCCAAAAUGGCCUAUCAACUUGAAACUUUUUAGAAUAAUCAAAUACAUUACCACGAUGAGCCAUGCUACACUUGGAAUUGAUAUCUUAAAAAUAUGGACACUAUUAACAAUUCCCUUUUUUCACUAUAUAACGCUAAUACUAAAAAUAAUUGUUUUAAAUCUUCUCAUCGACUAAAAGUCAGAUUCACUCCAAAUUUUGUCUUUGGACAGUAGUCCAUAAAGCAUUUGAGAAAAUAAUUAUUUGAGAAAAUAAUGUUGGUACAUUCAAAGAUGUCCACACUAUACCAGUAGAUUCAUAUUUGAAAUCUAAAUCUCAUGAACCAUUGGACCAAAUGACACCAACUUUGGAAUGUAGGCCCAUGGUGCAUGCCAUAACUUAGUUUCAGCUAACGUAUUGGUCGAAAGAUGGCUGAGUUAUUGACAAAUCAAAAAUCUGAUUUUACGUGUCCAUUUAAACCACUGUAAAUCCACUACAUAGUGGCCUAUCAACUUGAAACUUGUCAUCGCUAUCAUGGAUGUCCUUGUGGUAUUGAGAGAUAAACAUGGUAAUGCUUUCACUGAUUCCACAUAAAGGAAGAUAGUUCCUACAUGAUAGGGUGCUUGAUUUUUUUUAUCCUAUUAAUCUUGAGUCCUUUCUGUCAUCAAGCCUGGGCAGCUAUAUUUUUUAUUCGGAAUAGAUCAAAUGUUAUUUUUUACCUGGUUUCACAUGUAAUGUAUGUUAAUGUGACAUAAUUUACUCUAUGUUUCAGAUAUUUUGUCAUGCAUCAAAUGCUAUCCAUGAAAAUGAUGCAUUCAUAUCUAAAAGGUUUGUCAGAAGAUACAUUCUUUUAAAUGCAUACUGUACAAACUAUGUUAAUGGCUGUACUGAAUUUUGUAUUAGUAUUACUUUUUAUACAUGUUUUGGACUUUUGUAAACAAAACAAAAAUUACAUUCCUAUUCAUGGUAAUUGUGUUGUGAUGUAAUUUGUCAUAAACAUUACGUAAUAAAGAAGUAUAUAGUCAUAGACAGAUUUGAACAGAAAACAUGGCCAGUUGCUGUAUUUCUGCAGUACAUAAUUGAAAAGCAGAUGUAAAAUUAAGAUUUGCAGAACUAAUGCCACACUACUGACAUUUCUACUAAGCUACCUUUUAGCAAGGCUUUCACAUUGUGUAACAACACAAAUUAUUUUGUUAAGAAAUGAAACUUGAGUUUUUCUCAGCAUUGUUCAUUUACUUUUCCAAACAAGUACAGCAUAGAAUAACAAUAAAUGUACACGAAGACAUCACAAUCCACAGUCAAAAAUAGAAAAAGUACAAUAAUUGUACAUCUAUAGGAGACUGGAUAUUAUUACUUUUAUAUUGUAUGGUCAAGUAAAGCUAUUUUACUGUUUUACAGUCAUGAACAAGCUGAUGGAGCCCUCUGAUGUUCUCUAUGUGUAUUACAGUAGAUAUCAUGAUUUCAGUGACAUCAAUGAGACAACCAAUUUGUAUUAGCAACCAAAAUCAUAAUGUAUUGUUUACAACCAUACCAAUAUCAUUUGCUUAUACCUUAUGGUGUUGUUUUUUAUGUGGUAAAACUGUAAACUGUUACAAAGCUGACUUCCCAGAAAGACCAUCUAAUUUGAGAUUGACAAACAUGCUAUAUGUAAAAGAAAA
Molecule: messenger RNA, 4099 nt
Organism: Salmo salar (Atlantic salmon)
Lineage: Eukaryota; Metazoa; Chordata; Actinopteri; Salmoniformes; Salmonidae
Biological process (GO): positive regulation of JNK cascade; positive regulation of canonical NF-kappaB signal transduction
Cellular component (GO): plasma membrane
Molecular function (GO): protein binding; signaling receptor activity
Source: RefSeq, a predicted model, not a curated record